AUGUCAAAAAGAUUAAACGCGGAAAUACAUUGUUCUUCUACAAAACCUACGGACGCUGAAACAUCACAUUCUUUCACUUUUCAAACAAUUUUUUCCCCAGUUUGUAGACUCGAUAAUGCUAAUACCAACACCGAAGAGAGGCGUCAAUUUAAAGAGAGGCGUAAACUCCUAAAGCUACAGUUGGAUAAUCGUAGAUCGAAUAUGCUACGUAAUAUAACAAAUUCUAACAACAUAUCAUCAUCAAAUUCAACAACAUCACUAACGAAUGAUCUACAAAAUACACCAUCAUCAACACCAUUUACUGCCGAACAAAUUGUGCAAGAUCCAUAUAAAGGAGUAUCUAAAUAUUAUUUGGAUCAUGGUGAUCAUAACUCAAAGAAAGCAACUUCAACAUCUUCAGAUUCCCUUGACACUGAAAUCAUAGAAUACUUAAAGGUGAUGUUAGAUUCAAAUAAUCAACUGGUCAAAACUUAUAGGCGUGCAAGAGAUCGUUUUUUUGAUAAUCCUCAUGUUGAUCUUAAAUUACGCCUUAAGGCUAAGCGGACUAAAGAUGGACGAACAUACAACUUACCAACAUCUUCUGAAGUUGCUGCGCUUAUAGUUGGAGAUAUUGAAGAUGCACUUGACAACCGAGAUGUUAUUGUUGAUUCAAAAAAAGAUGGUUUACAGCGUAUAAGUGAGCUUCAUCCAUCCUAUAUCACGCUUCAAUAUCCACUACUAUUUCCUUUUGGAAAAGACGGUUAUCGGAUUGAUAUUCUUCACAAAGAAGGAACGUCAUCAAAAAAAAGAAUCUAA
Molecule: messenger RNA, 795 nt
Organism: Helianthus annuus (common sunflower)
Lineage: Eukaryota; Viridiplantae; Streptophyta; Magnoliopsida; Asterales; Asteraceae
Exons: 4
Coding region: 1-795 (264 amino acids)
Source: RefSeq, a predicted model, not a curated record